This is a messenger RNA of Amoebophrya sp. A120, 624 nucleotides long. NCBI's taxonomy places the organism in Eukaryota, Dinophyceae, Syndiniales, Amoebophryaceae. The record is from the annotation of a GenBank genome assembly.
CUGAAGCAGAAUUUUCGUGGUGAACUACCGAGCGACGGUACUAAGACUAGUAGCAGGGCGACGACCUCGGUAGAGAUGAACAACAUGUUGGACCACGUGAUGAACAAGAAGCCCACGCGGAAGGCCAGUCGCGACGAGCCGGUGGAGAAGAACAAAAGCGCAAUUUUCGCCGCACUUUCGUUUGGCCGACAACAGGCUUCGCAGGCAGCUAGCUCAAUGAGUAUGACCACUUCUCCAGAUCAUUUCGGGAAGCAGGGGACAAAGGGUGGCCUGGAUCUCAGCGAGCACCACCGCGGUCGUAGCAUUUUUGAUGCCUACAACGCAAACAACGACGACGGCUUUGCUGUGUCUUCCUCAAAACAAGCGAAUGUGAAGAAGUAUCAGCAGGAGCCAAAGGAGCCGUCGAUCGCGUUACUUGGCACCAACGAGGAGGACCCUGAUCCCGCUUGGGGUAACCAAAGUUUGUUCUGGCAACCGCCGCCAGGCAUCGAGCCUCCCCGCUACGCCGGGUCUUCUUCACAGCAGCUGCACCAGCACGUCGUCGCUCCUAGUAGUGCUAGUGGUGCCCAGCAGCUGCACUCACCACCGUUUAUUGCAGGGGAUAGCGGAUCAAUUCAGUUUGGC